ACAAGAUACAUUAAGAGGGUUUACUUUGUUUCAUCUGAACUCGGGAGCUGCCUCUUAACCGCAACUUCCCAUGUUGUAGCCGAUGGAGACUCGGCGACAAAACACAAGCCCGGUCGCUAUCAGCUCCGACGAUUUGUCAACACAGAAUCGGUCGUCCUUUAUUCCUAGGGAGAGACCAAGCUCGCGACGCUCAAACCUUUCCCGCUGAGUGUCCGCAAGUUUUGUGUCUGUUCCUCUGAGCAAUCAGCGUGAAGUAGUCUGUGAUCAGCCGGGCAAAUCGAAUCCUGUCAACUUGCAUUCGUAUCUUGGAGUCGGCGGCUGAAAAUGUCCGAGUCGGGAAUGCCCUCGAGGGGUCUUGGGGAGCCGCAAAACGAGAAGCUCUCAGAUCGAGUUUCCUCUUCCAGUGGGUGCAUCGAAGCUUCCGAUACAGUGUCUGACUUGGAGAUCAAAACGUGGCAUGAAACUCCUGCUCAAGAGAUCGAGCAGCGAGAAUUCCAGCAAGAUGAACCUAAUCAUACGAGUCCGCCAUUCGACGUGUCGUCAGCGGUGAACAAGAAGCUAGCGGUGCACCAGGGAGAUUUCACAAAACUCAUGGUCGAUGCUCUCGUUAAUCCUACCAAUGAGCAUUUGAACGAUAAAAACCUCUUUUCUCGCACGUUGAUCGAACGCGCGGGUCCCCAGCUCAAGAAGGACCUGCACACGGAGAUUAAAUCUUGCCGUACCGGGGAGGCGAGAAUCACAGGUGGAUACGACCUCUUGUGCCGACACAUCAUCCACACAGUAGGACCGAGGUAUCAACAGAAGUAUUUAUCUGCUUCGGAAAGCGCACUCCACUCCUCUUACCGUAGCUGUUUGACGCUGAUGAAAGAGCACAAAAUCCGAACCCUAGCCAUCCCUCCGCUUCACUCAUCGAGACGCGGUUUCCCCCCGAUCGAGGGCGCUCAUCUAGCUCUGCGCACGAUACGUCGCUUUCUGGAAGAGUUCGCCCACGAUGAGUGCAUACAGCGAAUCAUCCUCCUCCUGGACAAGGUCGAUUUGGAAAUCUACCUAUUGUUACUACCGUUGUAUUUCCCCCGAACCAAAGCCGAACAGAUACGUGGCUCGCAUGGACUACCCAAAGACUUGGGCGGGAAGUAUGGUGAACCGGUGAUCCCGGAACGACAAAUCCGGAUCCAAGACAAACCAUUCUUUCGCUCGACAGAGAACGAGACCGAUUUCUCAGAAUUGGAUAUGUCGGUGUGCGUUGGAAAAUCGUCCUUCGCUCGUAUGCAGAACGACGUCGAUCAGGUCAGAAAGAGCGGCCGUCAGAGAGACUCAACCGAUACGCUGACGAGCGAGAUUUCGCGCAAGAAUCGAUAUGAUCGGCUCCUCCGCAAAGCCAAAGUGAUGGAUUUCCGGGAGAUCAGAGAAGCCAAUAUCAUCUACAAGUCCGGGCUGGACAAGCAGGGUCGCAGCGUCUUUGUUUUCGUCGGGAAGAAUUACUCCCCAAGUGAAACGUUAUUCGAAGUCCUCUGCUGCUACAUCAUUCGGAUGAUGGACAAAGAAGUAGCUUCUCCGUUCGUCAUUGUGUAUCUGCAUUCCAUGACUUCCAACAAGAAUCAUGUGACAUACAGCAUACUCCGAGAGCUUUACCAGACGCUGGAUUAUCGAUACAAGAAGAACCUACACUCACUAUAUAUCGUACAUCCCACCUUGUGGAGCAGGCUCAGUAUGUGGUGGUUUACGACAAUCACAACAUCGGGUCUCACCGGCAAGAUCCGACUGACGAGCGGAAUCGAAUAUUUGUACAUGAACAUAGCUCCGGAUCAGCUGAAUCUUCCACAGUUCGUCUUGGACUACGAUUACUCCAUUAACGGAGCGAGAUACUGUGACACCAGCGCGCCAAAUGAAAAUGCUGGAUUGUGAAUCUAGGCUGUACAUCCGAAAACAGCUUUGCCUGUACCACGGCAGAGCAUCUGUAGAGGCUGUUCAAAUCGAUACGGAUUCGAAUAGCAGACAUGGAGAAGUAUUUGACUUGACCGAGAGUAACGCACGGUCCUGCUAGAGGAGACUUUUUUUACUAAAUAAGAGGCCGGGGCAAGGUGUACCGGGCUGCUGUAACGGUCAGAUGGAAUCGUAUCGCUCGCGAAUGAACACGAAAAAUAAACAGAGUAUAUUCUAUCUCAUAC
Molecule: messenger RNA, 2168 nt
Organism: Galendromus occidentalis (western predatory mite)
Lineage: Eukaryota; Metazoa; Arthropoda; Arachnida; Mesostigmata; Phytoseiidae
Product: protein GDAP2 homolog
Exons: 7
Coding region: 325-1905 (526 amino acids)
Source: RefSeq, a predicted model, not a curated record